UGUAGACAUGGACGUUGAUUGGGAAGAGCCAGAAGAAAUUCAAAUCAUGGGAUCUCUCCCAACGCACUCACCACAAUUCGCUCUCUCCAAUCUGUAACGCCUUUCCCUCCGAGCUCCUUGCCGAAGUCUUCGCCUACCUUUCCAUCUCCGAAACGCCUGGAGAGCGUCACAUAAUCGAGUCGCACAUGCUCAGUGCCACUCGAGAAAUUCUCGGCUGGAUCAAGGUUACGCAUGUGUGUCGCCACUGGCGCAACGUUGCGCUCGACUACCCCUCUCUUUGGGGCCACAUCAGCUACCAGAUCGGGCCUGAAUGGACGAAGUUGAUGAUGGAACGAGUGAAAGCUGCCCCCAUUAUCCUAAGGCAGAGGCGGAGCACCAAGCACACCGUUGCCCUUGGAGAGGAAGACUACAUUCCCUCGAGGAUUGGCCAGAUCGAGGAAUUGGACCUCUAUGGUCAUCCCGUCGACUUGCGCAAAAUAUUCGAUGGAGUGCAGGGUAAAGCUGCGCCGAGGUUAAGGACGCUUUGCAUCCACAGUGUACAUCGCAAAUAUAGUCUGGCGUCUCUGAUGCUCCAAAUCCAAGACAGUCUCUUCCUUGGCGGAGAGGCGCCACUUCUGCGGGAAGUUUCUCUUACCAAUUGCCGUCUUUCGUGGACCUCGCCUCUACUCAAUCACCUCACAUCUAUGGAUAUUCGUCAAGAGAAGGGAUCACCUGUACCUCCUCCCAGUGUCGAUGAACUCUUUGAUGUACUCGAACGUCUCCCUCAACUGCAGGGCCUCUCCCUCGAACAUUCAGUCCCCUCUUUUUCCGCCCUACCUCAGUUUUCGGGGCGCACUCUAACCUCCAGAUCUCGCACUGUGAAUCUCCCGGAGCUGGAAUCCCUCUCUCUGGACGGAGACCACUCCGACUGUCUUUCUCUCCUUCAAAGCUUGUCGUUUCCGCCCUAUAUCGACGUCUCCAUGCGUUUGCAGCCAUCGCUCACACCAGCGGAGCGUCCGCACGUCAAAAUCAUACAGGAAAUUGCCAACCGCGUGAAGACGAUGGUGAAGGACAAGCUUCUACCCAUAUCUCGUGCAUAUAUUCGCGCACCUCGCAUCGCUCCCGACUCCUCCCACGAGCCGCAUAUCCAACUCCUUGUCGAGCUUCCUCGACGUCAUAUCAACUCCGCCCGCGAGAGGUCCUACCGCACAUCAUUCAAUCUCGAGUUCGAUUUAGAGGACGAUAUGGACGAUCCGGUGUUUUGGGACAUCGCUCCCAUCGUGAAGGACUUCCUCCAUCUCAUGCCCUUGGACGGGGUGGAGGUGUUGGAUAUGCAGGUCGUCGAAGAGUUGUAUCUGUCGCCGCCGGAGUUGAUGGAUAUAUUGCACGGCAUGUCAAAAACAUUGAGGUCUUUGAGGAUCGCAGGGGCGGUGGCCUUCGGGCUCCCGAACGUGUUGAAUCCGUCUUUCAGCGGUCCCUCGUUCUUGCCGAGACUGAAAGACCUCACUCUGUUCGAUUUCGACUUCCAAGUCGCAGAAGGUACAGCCUAUCUCCGCCUUCUCCUCAACGCUCUCGGAUAUCGAACAAAGCUGGAUCCCGCUCGUAUUCUGCAUAUGCUGUCGUUCAAAGAUUGCUAUUUCGCUGUCGGUGGGGUUCCAACUUUGCAGGAGUUCAAAGGGUGCACUGAGACGUUGCUACUUCCGAGAGAGGACGAAUUGCACAAUCUAGACUGUAGUGAGGAUUAUGUGGCAAUAUAUCCAGAGGAUUUCUGUCCCAUUACUUUCAUGUGACGCGCUAACCAUCGAUACUCGCAACUAAUGUUUCGCUCCUUACUUACUUUACUUUACCUUUAAUAGCAUACCUCUGCUCCUCUGCACAAUCC
This is a messenger RNA of Stereum hirsutum FP-91666 SS1, 1861 nucleotides long. RefSeq lists its product as uncharacterized. Bases 186 to 1769 code for a protein of 527 amino acids. The transcript is spliced from 4 exons. NCBI's taxonomy places the organism in Eukaryota, Fungi, Basidiomycota, Agaricomycetes, Russulales, Stereaceae. The record is from RefSeq and is a predicted model, not a curated record.